Dictyostelium purpureum is the source of this 948-nucleotide messenger RNA. RefSeq lists its product as uncharacterized. The record is from RefSeq and is a predicted model, not a curated record. Gene Ontology annotation, cellular component: mitochondrial matrix. Gene Ontology annotation, molecular function: rRNA (adenine-N6,N6-)-dimethyltransferase activity. NCBI's taxonomy places the organism in Eukaryota, Evosea, Eumycetozoa, Dictyosteliales, Dictyosteliaceae. The coding region runs from base 1 to 948 and encodes 315 amino acids. Gene Ontology annotation, biological process: rRNA methylation. The transcript has 4 exons.
AUGGUUAAGCCAGUUAAAAUCGGUGGAGAGUCAACAAAGGUUGAUAAAACUAAAUCUAAUACAGCAGCUAGACACCAUGAAUUUCAAAUGAAUAAAAGUUAUGGUCAACAUCUUUUGAAGAAUCCAUUAAUUAUCGAUUCUAUUGUCGAAAAGGCUCAACUUAAAUCAACAGAUACAGUAUUGGAAAUUGGUCCAGGUACAGGUAAUCUUACAAUGAAACUUUUAGAAAAUUGUAAAAAAGUUAUUGCAGUUGAAGUUGAUCCACGUAUGGCUGCUGAAUUACAAAAAAGAGUUGCUGCCUCACCAUAUGCUCAACAUUUACAAAUUAUUUUAGGUGAUUUCUUAAAAGUUGAUUUACCAUAUUUUGAUGUUUGUGUAGCUAACGUUCCAUAUCAAAUUUCAUCACCAUUAACAUUUAAAUUAUUAGCACAUAGACCAAUUUUUAGAACGGCAGUUCUCAUGUUUCAACGUGAGUUUGCUCUUCGUUUAGCAGCAAAACCAGGUGAUAGUUUAUAUUGUCGUUUAUCAGUUAAUACACAACUUUUAUCAAAAGUAACACAUUUAAUGAAAGUAGGUAAAAACAAUUUCCUUCCACCACCAAAAGUAGAGUCAGCAGUUGUUAAAAUCGAACCAUUCAAUCCACCACCACCAAUUAAUUUUAUCGAAUGGGAUGGUUUAGUAAAAUUAUGCUUUUCAAGAAAAAAUAAAACUUUAUCAGGUAUUUUCCGUGUUGGUAGUGUCAUUGAAACAUUAAAUCAAAAUUAUAAAACCUAUUGUGCAGUUUCAGGUAAAAUGGGUACCGAUGGUAGUGAUGAACAAAUGAAAGAUUUAAUCAUUAAAACUUUAUCAGAUAUGGAAUAUUUAGAGAAUCGUUCGUCAAAGAUGGAUAUCAAUGACUUUUUGAAAUUAUUAAACUCUUUCCAUGCUAAUGGAAUUCACUUUAAAUAA